Pistacia vera is the source of this 2063-nucleotide messenger RNA. RefSeq names its product cell division protein FtsZ homolog 2-1, chloroplastic. The transcript is spliced from 8 exons. Lineage: Eukaryota; Viridiplantae; Streptophyta; Magnoliopsida; Sapindales; Anacardiaceae. Gene Ontology annotation, molecular function: GTP binding; GTPase activity. The record is from RefSeq and is a predicted model, not a curated record. The coding region runs from base 239 to 1678 and encodes 479 amino acids. Gene Ontology annotation, cellular component: chloroplast; cytoplasm. Gene Ontology annotation, biological process: chloroplast fission.
AAACUAAUUGCUUGUUUAUUAUCACAAGAUUUUUGUUUCUUUCUCCAAAGAUUUAUCAACAAAACCCUCCCUUUUCCACUCUAAUGCUACAACCCACUUCCGUAUUUCUCUUCUUUUCCAUUCCGCUAACUCUCUCAGGUGCUGGAACUGGAAAUUUAAGCCAUUUGGAAAUCUAGUUUAUUGGUAUAUAAAAUUGAACUUACCUUUGAUAUUUGACUAUUACCAGUAUAAGAUUAAGAUGGCGACUUUUAUCACGCCUUCUGAUACCAGAGUAAUAGGCGUUUUGACUGGUUUUGGAGCGAGAGUAUCUGUGGACAAUCACUUGGGAAGAGUUAAUUGUUUGAAGCUGUCUGAUAACAGGAAUGGAUUUCGCCAUAAAUCAAGUUUGUCUCAGUUUAAAUGUUCAGCAAACUCACAAAAUGUCAGUUCAUAUCACAGUAAAGACCCUUUUCUUAAUCUACACCCAGAAGUUUCAAUGCUUAGAGGAGAGGGGAACAAUACAAUAAGCAACCCGAGGCAGGAUAAUUCUAGUGGAAGUGUCCCUGAGACCCUUGGAAACGCUUCUUGUCCAAGUAAUUUUAAUGAAGCUAAGAUCAAAGUUAUUGGGGUUGGUGGUGGUGGAUCAAAUGCAGUUAAUCGCAUGAUAGAGAGUGCAAUGAAGGGUGUGGAGUUCUGGAUUGUCAACACUGAUGUCCAGGCCAUGCGGAUGUCACCUGUUUUUCCUGAGAACCGCUUACAAAUUGGUCAAGAGUUAACAAGGGGUCUUGGAGCCGGUGGAAACCCGGAGAUUGGUAUGAAUGCUGCCAAAGAAAGCAAAGAAUCUGUAGAAGAGGCACUUUAUGGUUCUGACAUGGUCUUUGUUACGGCAGGAAUGGGUGGAGGAACUGGUACUGGUGGGGCUCCUGUGAUUGCAGGAGUUGCAAAGUCAAUGGGUAUAUUGACUGUCGGUAUUGUUACAACCCCUUUUUCUUUUGAGGGAAGAAGAAGGGCAGUUCAAGCCCAGGAAGGAAUUGCAGCUCUGAGAGAUAAUGUUGACACACUUAUUGUCAUUCCAAAUGACAAGUUAUUAACUGCAGUUUCCCCGUCUACACCAGUAACUGAGGCAUUUAAUUUGGCUGAUGAUAUUCUUCGACAAGGGGUUCGUGGUAUCUCAGAUAUAAUCACAAUUCCAGGGCUAGUAAAUGUGGAUUUUGCCGAUGUACGAGCUAUAAUGGCAAAUGCAGGUUCUUCAUUGAUGGGGAUAGGAACUGCAACUGGGAAGACGCGAGCUAGAGAUGCUGCAUUAAAUGCCAUUCAAUCGCCUUUGCUAGAUAUUGGUAUAGAAAGGGCUACUGGAAUUGUGUGGAACAUUACUGGUGGAAGUGAUUUGACCUUGUUUGAGGUAAAUGCUGCAGCUGAGGUUAUUUAUGACCUUGUGGAUCCAACUGCCAAUUUGAUAUUUGGAGCAGUGAUAGAUCCUUCACUCAGUGGUCAAGUAAGUAUAACUUUAAUUGCUACCGGUUUCAAACGCCAAGAAGAAAGUGAAGGGAGGCCUCUCCAGAUGCAGGCAAGUCAGCUAGCACAGGGAGAUGUCCCCUUUGGAAUAAAUAGGCGACCUUCAUCUUUUGCUGAAGGUGGUUCUGUGGAGAUCCCCGAGUUCCUGAAAAGGAAAGGGCGGUCACGCUAUCCAAGGGCUUGAAUCCUUUUGUUUCAUAUAUAUAUAUAUAUAUAUAUAUAUAUCCGCGAUGGUCUGCCCUUUUUAGUAUAACACACUAGUCUCUGAGUAGUUUAUAGCUCUCAGAUAGCUUGUCCAGUUGUUUGCAGUAUAGCAUUUGGUGCUAGGUUCUUUUUAUUCGCUUUAUAUAACUAACCACUAUAAAAAUCUUUGUUAUAUUCCUUCCCUAAUAUUUCAAUAAGUUUGAGAAAUUUUCAAGUUGUCGAAUAAGUUGCUGAGCUUGUACAUAUGCAGCUGAAGAAGAGAUAAAACUCGCGUGCUUGAAGCAUUCAUGUUUGAACUUUGAAGAUGAAUUUUUUAGAGAGAUGUUUUUUAUACCAAUUCCUUAUACAUGAUAUGAUUAUGAACA